This is a messenger RNA of Fusarium graminearum PH-1, 1278 nucleotides long. RefSeq lists its product as uncharacterized. The record is from RefSeq and is a predicted model, not a curated record. The coding region runs from base 1 to 1278 and encodes 425 amino acids. The transcript has 2 exons. NCBI's taxonomy places the organism in Eukaryota, Fungi, Ascomycota, Sordariomycetes, Hypocreales, Nectriaceae.
AUGAACGAACUAUCAGAGAAUGGCAGCCGCGGGCGCGGCCAACCUGUUGAGCUCUCAGAGAACAUCGGCCACGGCGAACGGACUGAGAUUAUAGAGUAUGACAAGUCCGGGAAUUUUGUUCGCAGCUGGACCCAUGGCCCAGAUAACAUCGUGGUCUUGAAGUCGAAGGUUUGCACUUCUUGGCUUCCUUCCAUGCACGAGGCCUUCAUGCCCGUGGGGUAUCCUCAUUCUGUAUCAAGCGAUUAUCUCAACUAUCAAUUUUUCGAUUCCAUGCAAGCAUUUUUCUCGACAAUAACAUCUCUUCUUGCCAACAGAGCGUUGCUGCAAGGUCUCGGCGUUGGGGACGCCAACUCGUCCGCGACUUUUGCUAUGCUACUCACUGUCCUCAAGGACGCAAUUUCUCGUGUCGCGACCAUUGCUUUUGCUCAACAAUUUGGCCUUCGUAUUGAGCCUGACGCCAAGCGCUUCCGAUUCCUCGCUGAUCUCUUCAACGACACUGCUUUUUUCAUGGAGCUAUACAGCCCUUACCUCGGUCCCUACGGAAAGAUUCUUGCACUCACCACCGGAGAGGCCCUUCGAGCCUUGUGUGGCGUGGCAGCAGGUGCGAGUAAAGCAGCUCUAAGUGUGCACUUUGCCAAGCAUGAUAAUCUUGCGGAACUCAAUGCCAAAGAGGCCAGCCAGGAAACGGCCAUCGGCUUAAUCGGUCUCGCGGUUGGAACGCUCGUGGUCAAGUAUGUGGAGGAUCACAAUACCGUCGUCUUUCUUAUGAUUGUCCUCGUGCUCGCCCACUUGUGGAUGAAUUAUCUUGGCGUUCGCUGUGUGUGCAUGGACAAUCUCAACCGACAGCGCGCGACUAUCCUUUUCGACGAAUACCUCAAGACCGGCAAGAUCAUGACACCUGAGGAGGUCGCUACGCGCGAAAGUAUCCUAAUAUGGUGGUCCUCCACCCGCAUCGAAAUGGCCGGCAGUUACUACAAGGCAACGAAGGAUAUGGUUAAUGUAAUCGCAACCGACGGCAGUACCCUUUUUGUAGGGCCACAUGGCAUCAAGAUCAUGCUUUGGGAGGACUCCACUGCAGUUCAGGCCAUCGAUGCCUGGUUUACGGCUAUGAAGAUCUCCUACUCCAAGGAUUCAGACUAUCAUGAGAAGAAAGGAGCUUUGGAAGAGUCGCUUCUGGAGGGAAUGCGUGUUAAGGGAUGGAGACUGGAUACGCACGCUUUAGAGACAAGCGCGCCCACUCGUCUGGGCCUGGGCAUGGGGACUAAGAAGGACGAAUAA